ACUUUUUCUUUGACUUGUUCAUUCAUUCACAAUAUUAUAAAGACCAUAUCUGUCGGUAUCUCUUUCUGCCAUACUCUCCCAAUACUUCUUGCAUUGACUCUCUCUAUCUCUUACUAGUUGUUUGUUUUUUCUCUCCAAGACUUCAACUUUCAUAUCUCUGAUUUGCUUCAAAGAAAGUGAUUGAUGGCUUUGAAAACCUUUGAAUUGUUGAAAGGAUGUGAAACUCAUGAAGAGAUAAUGAAAGUUCUUGCAGCUGUGGCUGUGGAUUUAGGGGAUGUAAUUGAUGAUGUGAGUGUUGUGGAGGUCAAUCCCUUAAAGGGUGCAAUGACAAAUGAGGUUUUUGAGGUCAAUUGGCCGACGAAAAGUGAUGGUCAUCUUCGAAGGGUUUUGGUUCGAUUAUACGGUGAAGGUGUCGAGGUUUUCUUCGAUAGGGAUGAUGAAAUUCAAACCUUUGAGUGUAUGUCGAAGAAUGGACAAGGUCCGCGCCUUCUUAGCCGAUUCACUACCGGUCGGGUUGAAGAGUUCAUUCAUGCCCGGACACUUUCAGCUGCCGACCUCCGCGACCCUGAAAUAUCUGCGUUGAUAGCAUCUAAGAUGAAGGAGUUUCACAAUCUUCAUAUGCCUGGUGCAAAAAAGGCUCAGAUUUGGCAGAGAAUGAGGAAAUGGCUUAAUCAUGCUAAAAGUUUAUGCUCCCAAAAGGAUAUCAAAUUGUUUGGCCUGGACAAUCUAGAUGCCGAGUUAAGUUCGCUGAGGGAGUUGUUAUCAGAUGGAUAUCAAGAGAUUGGUUUUUGUCACAAUGAUCUGCAAUAUGGUAACAUCAUGAUGGAUGAAGAAACUAGAUCAAUCACUUUAAUUGACUACGAGUACUCGAGUUACAAUCCUGUUGCGUAUGACUUUGCAAACCAUUUCUGUGAAAUGGCGGCAGAUUACCAUACUGACACGCCUCAUGUUCUUGACUAUACUAAAUAUCCUGAUCUCGAGGAACGUCGAAGAUUUAUUGAUACAUACCUGAGUUCUGAAGGUGAAAAACCAAGUGAAGAUGAAGUGGAGCAGUUAGUGAAUGUUGUAGAGAAGUACACUCUUGCAAACCAUCUAUUUUGGGGCUUAUGGGGACUUAUUUCGAGUUAUGUCAAUACAAUUGAUUUUGAUUACAAGGAGUACUCAAGGCAAAGGUUUCAGCAAUACUGGUUAAAGAAAGCUAUUUUGUUGACAUGAUUGAUUCUUAUGUGUUGUUUCUUAGCUUAGUCUAUAAAUGAUAUCAAUAGGCAUGAUAUGAUAAGUAGUUAAUAUGUACAUAAUAUAUAACUUAAAGUGUGUGAUGAAUUUUUUUUACUAUCUUUACUAAAAUCAAUAAUAUUUGUAAGGGAUAUGUUCCUGCCGGUUUGUUUUUUUUUUAAAGUGUCAUACAGUGAAAUGUAAAAACUCUUUAUAUGUAUUGUUUGAAUUAUUCAAAUCCUAUAUUAGAGGGAGUUUGAUAA
Molecule: messenger RNA, 1478 nt
Organism: Vicia villosa (hairy vetch)
Lineage: Eukaryota; Viridiplantae; Streptophyta; Magnoliopsida; Fabales; Fabaceae
Product: probable choline kinase 2
Exons: 9
Coding region: 184-1215 (343 amino acids)
Biological process (GO): phosphatidylcholine biosynthetic process; phosphatidylethanolamine biosynthetic process
Cellular component (GO): cytoplasm
Molecular function (GO): ethanolamine kinase activity; choline kinase activity
Source: RefSeq, a predicted model, not a curated record